This is a messenger RNA of Peniophora sp. CBMAI 1063, 1029 nucleotides long. The record is from the annotation of a GenBank genome assembly. NCBI's taxonomy places the organism in Eukaryota, Fungi, Basidiomycota, Agaricomycetes, Russulales, Peniophoraceae.
AUGGCAACAGAGAGCGUUGGGGAUCACCGUGACUCGCGCAAUGUCUCCAUCGCGUUUCCUAGCUCUCACACUACAACGAACUCUCUCAUACCCGAUCUUCAGAGCACCGGCGAAGGCUCAUUUCUCAAUCAGCCGGAAGAGAGGAAGUGCCGUCAUGACGAUGGCUCUUCCGAAGGCGAACAAGAGUCAUUCCGCUCGCAUUUGAGGCGGUUUGCCUAUGUCCCUGGGGGCAUUGCGACAGCACGUCCAGAUGCGAAGAAAGCUGGCCUUCGCCACAAUCUUCAGAGCUCAUCUGUCCUCGCCGUUCCACGGCAUAAGGCUCCUUCAAGGCCCGAACGUCGAGCGCAAACUGGUCCGCAUGUAGACGUGAGCAAGCGACGGCUUGCGGACCUCAAGAAGUGCGUUUGUUGCGAUCGGGAAUGGACCGUCUUCAAGUCCUCCGCGGAUAAAACUUCCCACCUACGCGAUUGCGCUAAGAAGCGCAAGAUCACUAAUUUAUCAGAUCGUAUCCUCAAAGAGCUGGAUGAAGACUCGCGUCCGGCUGCUCCGCAUGGGCGACUGGGAAGAACAGGACUUAUCUCCGACCUAUCCUCCUACACUCGCCUCGAGGAUCUUGUCCACGGUGCCGCACGACAGAAGCGCAAGCGCCGCAGCGUGGCUACAGCUACGAUUCAGCCGAUUGCUCUGAAUGAGCGUGACAUUCUCGAUCGCGCUCAUGCCUUGCUACGGGGCGGGGCCACCUCUGUGACAAGCUCUACCACGGGAUCGCGGGAUGCACCAGAAGCCGUCGAGCCAUCUAAUUACGCUGUCAGUAUUCUAGAGCUCAUGGUCUCCAUCGCAUCGAUUGACGACGCCUCCAUAAAGCUCCCUCCAGCGACGCAACCAUUCGGCGAGUCAAGACUGCGCGCUCGUCAAGCGCUGCCAGGCACUCCUGGCGACGCGACGCCUUCCCCAGACCAUGAGCCUCAGCCCACGGGACGCUUCUACUUCCCGCCCCCUACAUCGUUUUUCUUUGCCGAGAGACUUUAA